This is a messenger RNA of Alexandromys fortis (reed vole), 5956 nucleotides long. RefSeq names its product calcium voltage-gated channel auxiliary subunit beta 2 (gene Cacnb2). Gene Ontology annotation, molecular function: protein binding; voltage-gated calcium channel activity. Gene Ontology annotation, cellular component: voltage-gated calcium channel complex. The record is from RefSeq and is a predicted model, not a curated record. Gene Ontology annotation, biological process: calcium ion transmembrane transport. The transcript has 14 exons. NCBI's taxonomy places the organism in Eukaryota, Metazoa, Chordata, Mammalia, Rodentia, Cricetidae. The coding region runs from base 288 to 2183 and encodes 631 amino acids.
AGGGCUCCGACCUCAGUCCCUCCCGCCGCCUCCUUUUCCUAUUGCAGACCUCGCUUGCCCCUCUUGCUUAGGUCCCCUUCGCCACCUCCUCCCCCAUCCCCGGGCUGACCGGGACCCUGCCCCUGCGCGCCUUCCCGGGUUCAGCUCCGGCUUCCAUUUUUUUUUUCUCUGCUUUCUGAAAAGCCAGUGGGAAGGGGCGAGGACGACCUGCUGCUCCGCCCCGGCUUCUCCCGGGCCACGCCGCUCGCCGGUCCGCGCCCCUGCCCGGGAGAAGCACAUGGAGAGCUAUGGACCAGGCGAGCGGACUGGACCGGCUCAAGAUCUCCUAUGGGAAAGGAGCCAGGAGGAAAAAUAGGUUCAAAGGCUCAGACGGAAGCACGUCAUCCGACACCACCUCCAACAGCUUCGUCCGCCAGGGUUCGGCAGACUCCUACACCAGCCGUCCAUCCGAUUCAGAUGUGUCUUUGGAAGAGGACCGGGAGGCAGUACGUAGAGAAGCUGAGCGGCAGGCCCAGGCACAGUUGGAAAAAGCAAAGACAAAACCUGUUGCAUUUGCAGUUCGGACCAACGUCAGGUACAGCGCGGCCCAGGAGGAUGACGUCCCGGUGCCAGGCAUGGCCAUCUCCUUCGAGGCAAAGGAUUUUCUGCAUGUUAAGGAAAAAUUUAAUAAUGACUGGUGGAUAGGACGAUUGGUCAAAGAAGGCUGUGAAAUCGGAUUUAUUCCAAGCCCGGUCAAACUAGAAAACAUGAGGCUACAGCAUGAACAGAGAGCCAAGCAAGGGAAAUUCUACUCCAGUAAAUCAGGAGGAAAUUCUUCAUCCAGUCUGGGUGACAUAGUACCUAGUUCCAGGAAAUCGACACCGCCCUCAUCUGCUAUAGACAUAGAUGCUACUGGCUUAGAUGCAGAAGAGAAUGAUAUUCCAGCAAACCACCGCUCCCCUAAGCCCAGUGCAAACAGUGUAACGUCACCCCACUCCAAAGAGAAAAGAAUGCCCUUCUUUAAGAAGACAGAGCACACUCCUCCUUAUGAUGUGGUACCUUCCAUGCGGCCAGUGGUCCUCGUGGGCCCCUCUCUGAAGGGCUAUGAGGUCACAGAUAUGAUGCAAAAAGCACUGUUCGAUUUUUUAAAACACAGAUUCGAAGGGCGGAUAUCCAUCACAAGAGUCACUGCUGACAUCUCCCUCGCCAAACGUUCAGUAUUAAACAACCCCAGUAAGCAUGCAAUAAUAGAAAGAUCCAACACAAGGUCAAGCUUAGCCGAAGUUCAGAGUGAAAUUGAAAGGAUUUUUGAACUUGCAAGAACACUGCAAUUGGUAGUCCUUGAUGCAGAUACGAUUAAUCACCCAGCUCAACUCAGUAAGACCUCUUUGGCCCCUAUUAUAGUGUAUGUAAAGAUUUCUUCUCCUAAGGUUUUACAAAGGUUAAUAAAAUCUCGAGGGAAAUCGCAAGCAAAACACCUCAAUGUCCAGAUGGUAGCCGCUGAUAAACUGGCCCAGUGUCCUCCGGAGUCAUUUGAUGUGAUCUUGGAUGAGAACCAGCUUGAGGACGCUUGUGAGCAUCUCGCUGACUAUCUGGAGGCCUACUGGAAGGCCACCCACCCACCCAGCAGUAACCUCCCCAACCCUCUCCUUAGCCGAACGUUAGCCACUUCAGCUUUACCCAUGAGCCCCACCCUAGCCUCUAAUUCACAGGGUUCUCAAGGUGAUCAGAGGACUGAUCGCUGUGCUCCCAGGUCUGCUUCCCAAGCUGAAGAAGAACCUUGCCUGGAACCAGUCAAGAAAUCCCAGCAUCGUUCUUCCUCCUCAGCCACACACCAAAACCACCGCAGUGGGACAGGUCGCGGCCUCUCUAGGCAAGAGACGUUUGACUCUGAAACCCAGGAGAGCCGAGACUCUGCCUAUGUGGAGCCAAAGGAAGAUUAUUCACAUGAACACGUGGACCACUAUGCCCCACACCGCGAACAUAACCACAGAGACGAGACCCACAGCAGCAAUGGCCACAGACACAGGGAGUCUCGCCACCGCUCUAGGGACACGGGUCGAGAGCAGGAUCACAACGAGUGCAACAAGCAACGGAGCCGGCAUAAAUCUAAGGAUCGCUACUGUGACAAGGAAGGGGAAGUGAUAUUCAAGAGAAGGAACGAGGCCGGCGAGUGGAAUAGGGACGUCUACAUCCGCCAAUGACCGUGUGUGUUCCUGCCCCCAAAUUUUGUGUAUCAUCCUUAAGCAAAAUCUCUGGGGGCUACAUUGCAACCAUCUGUGACCUGUCCUGUAUAUUGUAUUGCUGUUGCUUCAAUAGCAAUAGCAUGCAACCAAGUAUUAAUAUACGUUCUCUUGAAAGUACCACAUACAUUGGCCUAGUACAGCUACAGUCCUCCAUCUUUAUCCCGGACUCUCCAAAAGCAGUUUGGGGCUGCUGCCACUUAACAGAGUGGCUUCAGAAAUGCAGUUAAUGUAUCCAGUGAGCCAGAUGCAGCACAGAUAACAAGUGGAAUUGCUCCAGAUUUUUAAUACCCAGAUACCUGACCCGUCAUUCUUUCAUGGACCACUGUUUCUUGCUUGUACCUCUGGCUGACUAAAUUUGGGGACAGAUUCAGUCUUGCCUUACACAAAGGGGAUUAUAAAGUUAGAAUCUAUUUUCUAUGUACUAGUACUGUGUACUGUAUAGACAGUUUGUAAAUGUUAUUUCUGCAAACACCUUAUUAUAAUUAUAUAUAAUAUAUAUAUAUAUCAGUUUGAUCACAAUAUUUUAGCGUAUUAAUGCCAAGUCAGCAGAUUUGCUUUAUGAAUCACAGGGACUAGAAAUGCCCACAUUCAGGAAAUUUCUAACAACAUUGUCUAGACACCUCUCCCCAUUCUAGAAGAGAGCCUGUACAUAUUGUAAAUAUGUGUGGUUGUUUGACUUGAGGUUUGAUUUCUGAAUGUUAGCCCAUCCAUUUAAGUUUUUAAUUUUAACCAUAAAUUAUGGUGAUUAUAACCAAACUCCAGAGGAUUUUCUACUCCAUACAGUCCACACUGAUUGUGACAAACACGUUUUUAGCAGCUAGUGUCUGUGAUAGUCACUGCACUGGAACCCGCCAUGUGCACGCGUGUGAGUGUGUGAGCGACUGGAAAAGUGGAAUGCAGAACUCGAGCUGACGGCCGAGUCCCGGCCACCUGGCUUAGGAUUUAAUUAUGUUCCAUGUUGCUUUAAAACCCAUUGAGCAGCCAGGGAAUGUGAAGAAGCUUGCUGCCAAAGGUAACUAGGAAAGCACUUAUCUGCUGACUCCCUGCUGGAGCUCCUGACAAGAGAAAACACGGGCAUCUUGGACUGUGCGUGUCCCACUGGAAAUGUACAACCUUGUGUGUCAGCGUAUUUUGUUUUAGUAAGAAAUGUUUACACAGCUUGUGCAAUUAUUUCGUAGGGAAAUAAAUUUUUUAUAACUUAUCCCACUUCACUUUCUAACCUUGCCUAUUGCUCCUGUUGUUUAUCUCCAGUUACCUGCUGGUCUUCUCCCAGAAUCAACCCAAACAGUUUCACUGUCUGUCAGAACCCAGAAGUGCUCCUUAUAACCAAAGUUUCUGCUAAAUCGUUAGAACCUAUCAGGGCAAAAUGGAAUGACUUGAAGCAAAAAAAUUCAAUACUUUCUUACAUGAGACACUUACUCUGAAGAAAAACCCAGAAGACACUUUCUUCAUGCUUCAAUUUGCCUGCUCUAAGAAGUAUACAAUGCUCUCAUGCUAAGGCUAGCAAACCUCUGUAUCUCUCAGGAGUCCAGUGCUGAUGGCUAAGUUAGACUGUAUUAGUUGCAUGGGCCCUAGCAUUUGAAGUUUUUCCCAGGAAAACACCUAUUUGUGAUUAUCCAACCAGAUUCAUAUAUUACUAAAAAAAUAAUUGUUCUAAUAAAAUAUUUUUUGAUUAGUUUCCUGGAUAUUCCAGGUUCUUCCCAAAUACUUCUAGGCAUUUAUGAGUAAAGCAGUUUUUUAUUUAAAGCAGUUUUAUGCUUAAUACUUUAUCCUAUACUCAAGAAAACAAAAGCAUUUAAAAUAUGAAUUGCAAACACUAUUUUACCAGUGUUUUAGUGGCUUGUCAAAUGAAAUUUUCCCCUUAGAAUCAGCACUAUACUACUUACAGAAUUUACAGACUAUACCCAAAUUAAUAUCUACUCAACUUAAGACUGUUCUCAUAAAAUAAAAUGUACACAUUUGUCGCAGAUGUUUGGCAGUAAAGUAAUCCGUUCCUGUGUGUUAUUUCAUCCCAAGGAAUGUCUCUGAGGCACUCAGACUCACGAAGGAUGGCGUUUCUCUCACUUGCUGUCAGUCAUCACUCAUCCCUUUCAAAGAAUAGUUCUAGAAGUGUCCACCUGGUCAAUUCUGCACCCAAUCUGUAGGUCCUCGCUUUAACAUGAAUAUGUUUGUGCACAUCAAAGCAUUCCUCUAUUCUGCUGAAGGAGCGGACAUAGCGCACGCCUGUAGAAAACUGCACAGUGGGUCUAUGUCAGCAGUGUAGGACACAUCUAGAAAUAAGAAAAUAAUUCCAAGGAAGCUGGGGGUAUUUACUGACUUGGGGAAUGUAAUGCCAGGCUUUGCACAAUCAAAGACUCAAUCUUAACGUACUCAGUUGUAGAAUUCUGACUUCUUUUUUCUGUAUUCAAGCCAGAAAGUGAUGGAAAUGGAGUUAACAGUGUUAUUCUCCCAUGUCAGUCAUUCAGCUUUUCCUAGGCUCUUUCUCUACUGCUCUUAACUUACUGACUCCAAGAAAGGUGCUGCUAAGCGUAGGAUGUCUUAUAGUCACACUGUACUUCGAGACAAUGCCACAUUUUAACAUGGUCUGCUCUGCAUUCCUGUUAAACAAACACUCAUUGUCACGACCCUGAACUGUUUAACGAACUUGGUUUAAAGUCCUUCAUGGAAACAAAGAGCUGGCAUCUACACUGUUUACCAGCGGUGUUCAUUGCCAUCUAAGGAAUGAAUAAGUCAGAUCCCACACUUACCAUGUGGAAUAUCUUUAUCCAGCCAAUGCCAAUAUCCCCUGGUGUUCUUUUGGCAAUCUUCUCUCCAUGUCUAAUUUAAGAAAACAAUAAAAAAUAAAAAAAAAAAAACAAGGUAAGUAGAAAAUUUUUACAGUGUAAACCAGAGAGGCAUCCUCUUCCCACCUUAUUCAAACCUGUAGAAUAAUUCAGAUUCCUACUUAGAAAUUAUCUCAUGGUUAAGAGGCCCCACAGCUUCCCCGUCUGCUCCGUGAGGUGCUGCCACUCCUCCUUGAUGCUCUGGUCUUACUCCAGCCAAUGUCGUACUGCUGGCGCUCGGUCUUACUAACUGCUUUACUUCACUUUGCUCUAGAAACUAAAAUCUAACAUAGGAUUUUCAUUAACAUGUAUUUACCACUGAAUUAAAUAUUUUUCUGUUUUCAUAGAAAUAAUCUAUAUUAAAACUAUGUUUAAAAGGUAUGGUAAUAUCCUCCCACGUGUCCCUGAUUGUUUUCAUUUAUUGCACCUUUUUCUAACAUUUUUGGGUCCUUGAAGAAUGUGCGGUUUGCUUUCAAAUUUGAGGGAAUAAAUCCACUGACAAAGGCCCAUGUUAAUAGGAAAGCUGUUAACAGUAUUCUGUGUCCUUGAUGUUUUAAACACAAGCAGAGUUGUCUUUUGUUAGCUCUGCAGGUACUCUGGGUUUACUAGGAUGGUUAAAAGUUGACACCAUGCAAAUUUGCUGCUAGGCUAUUUCUCUCUCAGUCUCACCCCAGCUUAGCACAUAACGAUGUACAGAGAGCAGGGGAAAAAAAAGCAAUGAUUAUGGCAUUGCUUAAACUAGAGUCUUUUAAAACCAGAGGGGUUACACUGAGUCCCAGAAACAGAAGUACUACGAGGAGAUGGUGUUUCUCUUUAGUCAAAAUAGCACCUACUGGACACAGGCAAAAUGAAAGAUGGGAAGAGUUUGCUUAUACACUUGAAUCUUAGGAAAUUCAAUAUAAAUUUUCA